CAAUUUUCAAGAUGGCGGAGUGCUUAGCGACACUUUAAGAACAGCAUUUCCGCAUUUACCCUGUAACAAUUUAAAAGUCGUACAAACCUGACCCGAUUUAGUUGCUACAUAUCUGCAGAUUUCUCUCGAGAGCAGCUCACUCAACUUUGAUUUAAAUGCAGUAAUUGCGCGUGCACGCUCAACAUCUGAAGACAUCCUCUAUCGAGCUCUGAAAACAGGAUUCAUAUAUCUAGAGCUCGGCCCAUGGCUGUCGGGUUGGAAAUACAUGGAUACAAGAUGACCGAUGACUGAGGAAUAUUUAUCUUUCUCUGGGUUUCGUGUCGGUGAUGGCUGAGCUCGUGCUGCCAUACUCAAGAAGGUGUAAUUAUUUCUUCCUCUAUGAUGGAUCCAAAGUCAGAGGAGAGAGCGACCAAACAAGAGAGGGAAUCUGCUACUUCUACCCUGAAGAGACCCCUUUAGAUCGGCAGGAGCUGCUCUGUGGUCAGCUGGCGGGCGCGGGUCGCUGUGUCUCGGAACUCUCGUCCUCUCCUGUGCGGAUCCUGAACCUGCACCGCAACAGGUUUGCCAUCCGCAUGGAAGAUGAUUUACUUUGGGCUCUGGGCUGCUCAGUGGAAGUCCCCACCGUCAGUGUCUGUGAGCUCCUGGAUCAGCUCAUAAACCUUUUCUGUUUCUACAACGGCUCCGUCAGACACAGCUACCAGCUGAACAGUCAGGAGACCCUGGCGUCUCGCUGGGCUCAGUAUCUGUCCCACCUGCAGUCAGGAUCCUCAGAGCUUCAGCACAUCUUCAGCUGCUUGACGACCAUCGACUCAACUAAUGUUGACCCCCUUCUGCUGCUCAAAGCUGCCCUCAUUCUUCAGGCCUGUCAGCGCUGCCCUCUGGUGUUAGCAGGCUGUAUUAUUUUCAGAGGAAGAGUUGUAAGCACACAGAUGUCUCCCCAACUCACAAUGAAGUUGAUGGUUCAUGAGAGUGGGACAUACACAAAGCCCCAGAGACCCAAUGGACAGAGCAGCUCAUUUGGCAGCGCUGUCAGCUCCACCGCUGUGUUCCUGACCCCGUCUGAACUUCAGUACCUGCAGUCCACCCCCGUCGACAAAGAUUUCAGUUCCCACUCUACUCCACACAAAAACACCCCCUUAAAGAAGACCCGCCUGUCAAGAACGUUAUCCGACACUCCCUCCUCCACAGAGUCAGAGCCGUCUGAUCCAGGAUCCUCCCAGUCUCCCCAGAAGCUCCUCAGCCCUCACUUGUCAGAAAGCUCUGUGUAUAGCUCAGAUCCAUCACAGAGCACCCCCAAUCCACCCCCUCCGCAGCCUCCCGAGCCUCCUCUCUCAAACGGCAAACACUCCUCUGUGGAGGAGUCGCUGGAAGAGUCGUACUAUCACAGCUUUCACAGCAACGGAGAGGGAGGCAGUCAGAUAGAUAACGGUGGAGACAGCUCAGCGUUUGGAGAAAACUCCCAUCUAAAUGGAGGUGGAGUCGAUGGAGCUUGUGGGGAAGAGUUUAACUUCAGAGUAGCUGAGGAGUCACAUGACAACAAGGUUUCUGAAGAGGUCAGCGGACGUGGCUGUGGGAGAGUUCAGGGCCACGAGGUAGAGAGGCCAGAUCCUCCUCGCUCCGAUGCUUUCGAGCACCCAGGGGAGAGUCCACUGAUCCCCAUGACGCUGUACCUGCACAGGGUCAAAGGCCUGGUGCUGGCUCUGCUGGUGGAGCCGCACUUCUUAAGCGACAAAGCUUCUAUGGAGGAAGUGUAUCACAGCAGCCUGGCGUCACUCAAUGGACUGGAGGCUCAUUUGAGGAGUGUCUCCCCUGGGGUCCCGGGCGCUCCAGGACCCUACAUCUUUGCCCAUUUUGACUGCAUUCAGAGCACACUGACAUCCAACCUGUCUGGUCGACCGGGGGGAGCCCCGGAGCGGCCCUUUGUGAGGGCCACAUCACUCCUUCACUCGCAUUUCUGUAACACUGAAACUCUGCAGGAGGCUAUUAUCAGGAGUGCAGGAGCUGCUGUGUAUGGGACCCGCAGCGUGGCUCAGGAAACUUACUUCCAGCAGCACGGGGGAUUGCUGAGGAACUCCGGCAUCCCUAACCACCAGGACAGUGCUUUCUCUCUGCCCGGCAAGGCCCGCCACAGACUGCUGAAACACGGGGUUAACCUGCUCUGAGGAGCUGUGGUCUGUUAACAUGUGGAGAGCUGCCCUGUGAGUAACCUGAAGAAGCAGGGAGAAUAUUUCAGUUAAAGUUUACUCUGCUUGCUUGCUGCUGUGGUUAAAUUGUUCCCACAGAAGAUUGUAUAAUGAUAGAUGUAUGCAACUUUUACAUUCAUAGCAGAACUUUUUUAAUUUGUGUAGCUAUUAAUCACAGAGAGGGUGUUUGGUAGAGGUAAUGUAGAGAAAUACGUGUUUACAAUGAGGUUUUAUUCAUAGUUUCAGUUGUUCAUGUGUUUCUGUGCCAAAUAUUAUUUCUGUAUGUCUUAAAUGUUACCUUUCUAGAAGUGGACAAUUGCUUUAUUAAGUCAAAUCAUCAAUGCACCGUAUGUAAUAGUUUCUCUAAACUUUAUUUAUUUAAUCAGUAUGAAAUUUAGACAUCUUAAUUCAAUUUAAUCAUGCAUCAUUCCUUGCUGCACACACUGCAAAACGGUGUUGUUUUAGUGCACAAUUUAUUAAAUGAUCUAAAAAAAGUUUGUAUAAAAUAUCUAUUUAUUUCAAAAUCAAAUCUUGGUACCAUUACAAACGUGUUAUUUAACUAUUGAGCUAUUAUAUUUACUGUGUCUGUACAGAUAUGUCUGUUUUCUUAAGUUUGCCUAGAAGACAACCCCUGUGAUAUACUGUAGUGCAUUAUUAAUGAAAAUUAAAUGAAUACAUGAUCCUCUCA
Gymnodraco acuticeps is the source of this 2871-nucleotide messenger RNA. RefSeq names its product HPS4 biogenesis of lysosomal organelles complex 3 subunit 2 (gene hps4). Gene Ontology annotation, biological process: vesicle-mediated transport. NCBI's taxonomy places the organism in Eukaryota, Metazoa, Chordata, Actinopteri, Perciformes, Bathydraconidae. Bases 327 to 2162 code for a protein of 611 amino acids. The record is from RefSeq and is a predicted model, not a curated record. The transcript is spliced from 13 exons.